AUGGCAGGGUCCACUGUCUGCAAGAUCACCAUACUGUUCCUGGUCCUGCUAUUCCCGGAGCUCCACGUGGCAGGCACCCUUGCAUCUGGAUCCUCUCCCCGGAAUCUGCCUGAAACCCAACCCCACCUCCCCAGCUCUACACUGUGGGUGCCUCAGCCCAGUCAUCAUGGCCGACGGGGCCUGGGCAAGAAGGACAGGGGCCCAGGCAUGCCCAGCCGGGGCCAGGAGGGGGCUGUGGUCACCGCCACUAGGCAGGCUUCCCAGAUAACUCUUGGACAGCGCCCUGCCGGCCUUCUGCAGGACAAGGAGCUGCUUCUGGGGCUGGCAUUGCCCUAUCCUGAGAAGGAGUCCCGGUCUUCUGGGUGGGAGAGGAUGAAGAAACGUGGCAGAGAACACAAGAGACGCAGGGACCGGCUGCGCCAGCACCGAGGACGAGCUGCCAUCCGCGGGCCCAGCUCCCUAAUGAAGAAGGUGGAACCUUCUGAAGACCAGAUGCUGGAGGCUGCAACAGAGGAGUCUUCUACCAGCCUGGCCCCAACCAUGCUCUUCCUAACCACAGCAGAUGUCGCCACGCCUACCCCAGAGGAGUCCCGGAUCCUGCCUGUCACCUCCCUGCGGCCCCAGGCACAGCCCAGGUCAGAUGGGGACGUGAUGCCCACGCUGGACAUGGCCUUAUUUGACUGGACUGACUAUGAGGAUUUAAAGCCAGAGGUCUGGCCUUCUGCAAAGAGGAAAGAGAAACACUGGAGUCAGUAUGCCAGUGAUGGUAAUGAGACAUCGCCAGCUGAGGGGGAACCGUGUGACCAUCACCAGGAUUGCCUGCCAGGAACUUGCUGCGACCUCCGGGAACAUCUCUGCACGCCCCACAACCGCGGCCUCAACAACAAAUGUUUUGAUGACUGCAUGUGCAUGGAAGGGCUGCGUUGCUAUGCCAAAUUCCACCGGAACCGCAGGGUCACUCGAAGGAAGGGGCGCUGCGUGGAACCUGAGACGGUCAGCGGGGACCAGGGAUCCUUCAUCAACAUCUAGCGCCCUAGCGUUGCCCUCCCCACAGGCCGGGGUUCUGAGCUAGGGAAGUUUGGACAAAUAAGACCGCGUCGGUAACUAGCUCAGCUUGGGGCUGCGUGGGGAAUCCAAUGGCUGAGGCUGCGGGUACAGGCCCGGUACACUCAUCCCCAAGCUGGGUGAGGGCUUGGUUGAGAGCAGCUGUGUCUGCCAUCCCAGGUGGUACCCACGCAGCUCACGGAGCCCGCUCUACGUGAUAGUCGUGUCGAGCGCGCCCUCUUCUGCUUGAUAUCAGCAUUACAGCAGCUUCAAUUUGGAAAAUUAAGAGGUUUCCCGGCCUAGAAAGGUUUGGAAAGAGAGGACACCCGACGGGAGUGGCUCUGGAAUACUCUGUCCCAGGCAAACGCCAAGCACCACCUUCAUUUUUACUGAAUUUCCACAGAGACCGUGGCAAGAGACCACUGAAGCACUCUUGAGUUGUGAGACCUGUGCAAGGUCCCACAUCACCCAUGAUCCUCCAUCUUUGGCAUCAGACACAACUUGACUGUCUUCAGCCUUUCCCAACAGAGGCUUAUCGUCUUUUUGAGAGACAUGGUCUCACUCUUUGGCCAACCUGGCCUUUAGAAACUCAGACAGUCCCCCUGCCUCUGUCUUCCAAAUGCUGGGAUUACCAGGAGUGAGUCAGCAUAUUUGGCAGGUGUAUCCUCCUUAAAAUCAAAGCAUGGGGCGGGGUGGGGUGUGACUAACCCUAGUUUCCGUCCUGAAGCAUGGUGUCAAAGGCAGAGGGUGCUGGAGGAUCAGAAGUUAAAGGUCAUCUUCAGCUACUUAGCAAGUGUGAGAUUAGACUACAGGAGACUGUGUCUCAAGCAAAACAAAAUAAGCCAUUGGCCUAGCCUGCACAGGGCCCUGGGUUUGUCCUCCACUCGUUCUCCUCCAUUCCCACUUCUUUCCCCCUGAGUUCACUUGACACGAUGUUUGGUGGCUCCCAACCUCCCUAAGACCGUCUCUGGACUCCAUCCCUUCGCUUCAGCAACAAUGCCCCUCGGAAAGUGGGGUCACCUCCGAGACUGUGCAGCCUUCAUGCUCACAGGCUAGAACCGUGAUGACAGCCUCACCAUUAUUGUCACUGCCCGAAAUGUGUGUCCCAGCAGAUCUGGAGCUACCUGAGGAGCCACCUCAGGAGAACCCUUUAGACCCUUGCUCCUGGCAUCUCCCUCCUGGUCAACCUUUACAAUGGUAAAAGAAAGCCUUCCCUGCCCCCGCCCUCCCCAGCCUGGACCACAUCCAUGGGAUGCCAGGGCUGUUUACGGCUUUGGGGUAACCAGUCUGGUCCAGGGACCAGGCACCAAGGAAAACAAGCAGAUCUAGAAGAAAUCAAACACGCUUGUUCUUCUUUCCCAAGUUGGGUCUGAUAGGCCUGGGAAUGGGGGUCGGGGCCAACAGCCGGAAGGAUCAAAGCGGCAAUGGGAAAGCAGGCUCUAAGGCAGAUUCAUUUUCCUUUCUGUAGUACCAGGGCCUUGCACGUUCCAGGCAAGUGCCCUGCUGCUGAGCUACAUGCUAACUGGUCUGGGCUUCGAAGUCUCCAAAGCCUCCCCAGGGGACAGCCAUGGCAGCCUGAGAACAUUGGUCCCUGCCCUCCUACCUGCUGCAGCAUCUGCAGCACACUGCUAUACACAGCCUCAGCCUGCGUCUCCUCACACUUUGCUGACCUUACGGAAGUUGCUCACGGUCUCUGUGCCUUGACUUUUCAAAGAAAUGAAAAUGCCUGAUUCUUAAAACAGUGCCUGGCCCAUAACACACACACACACACACACCACCUAUAUUACCAGUUAGCCAACUUCAGCAGGCCUUCAUUUCCACAGUGAUCCAUCACAUACUCAAUGAUGCUUUUUUUUUUUUGCGGUGUCUCACUAAUCGUCUCUGGCUGACCUGAAACUCACAAUGUAGACCAGGUUAGCCUGGAACUCACAGAGACCCGCCUCCUCUGCCUUCCAAGUGCUGGGAUUAAAGGUUGCACCACCAUGCCCGGUUCAGGAUGCUUUCUAUGAUUGCUCCAAAGUGCACUUCACAAUGGAUGUAGUAGCGCACGCCUUUUAAUCCCAGCAUUUGGGAGGCAGAGACAGGCAAAUCUCUGUGAGUUUGAGGUCAGCCUGGUCUACAAAGAGAGUUCCUGGACAGCCAGGGCUACAUAAAGAGACCCUGCCUCAAACAAAUAUACAAACAAAAAAACAAAGUGGACUUUCCCAAACUGGGUCACUACUCGGGAGAAGUGUAGACCGCCUUGGCGAGUUACUCUGUCUAGGGUCUGUAACCUGCCUGGCUGGUCAGUUAUUCCAGGGUCACGGAGAGGUACCACCUGAAAGACAUGGCUGAUGAGAGGAAGGAGGCUAGGCAGAUUUGUCGAAGCCUCCGUUUAUUAGAGUCAUUGUUACAGCUUAUAUAGCCCCUGGAUGAGGAGCUUGGGGGGCUGGGGCACGGGAUCUUGCCACGUGGUCCACGCUGGUCAUGUAGGCCAAGAGGUUACGAUCGGUCAGGUCACGAUUCCUUGGUCAGGAAGUCACGAUUUGACACACCUAGUUCUCUAGAUAGUUUGGGUGUGAGGCGGGUUCCGCUAACAGAUAGCUCUCUAUUAACAGACAAUUUGGGUGUGGGAUAGGCUUUGUCAAUAAAACAAUUCUCAAUACAAUUGGAAAGUGGAGCCCUCUGCAAAACUCCUCAGGGCAAUGCUCCCUAUAAUAAUUUGGGGGGGGACAUGGCUCCUGACAGAGAAGCAUAUAGAUUCCCACACUGAGGCAGAGCCGGAGGAGCACAUGGCCACACAGCAUCAGGUUUAUGAGAAUAAAAGCGGACCCUGGUGGGGAGCCGAGCAGGGGUUUGCUUAGAACUGCCCAGACAGACACCUGAGCUGAAACUUCAAGGACACUCUGACAGAUCCCCACUGUCCCCAGAUACGGACUCUUUUCUGGGCGUUGGCGAUAGGAAGGGUGGUUUCCACGGCUGGUGGAAGGGGGCUGAGGAGCCUAUGA
This is a messenger RNA of Chionomys nivalis (European snow vole), 4031 nucleotides long. It is a transcript of the gene Draxin, whose product is annotated as dorsal inhibitory axon guidance protein. Gene Ontology annotation, biological process: axon guidance; Wnt signaling pathway. The coding region runs from base 1 to 1029 and encodes 342 amino acids. NCBI's taxonomy places the organism in Eukaryota, Metazoa, Chordata, Mammalia, Rodentia, Cricetidae. The record is from RefSeq and is a predicted model, not a curated record. The transcript is spliced from 6 exons. Gene Ontology annotation, cellular component: extracellular region.